CGGAGGUGGUGGUGGUGUGGUGAUGGUGAUUAUCGUGUUUGACAGUAGCGAUCUGGUCGAAAAGUGACGUUUGCGUCGGAAACGUGGGUGACGUUGGGGGUUCGAAGUGGAGUGAGGAAAAAAAUAAAAUGUUAUAAAACAAUCCGAGAAAACUAGGCGCGAACAUGUCAUCGAGGAAUUAGCGCUCCCGAUUUUUGGUGACAAUACACAGCAUCCGCCUAAUAUGGGAGAAUGGUUAUGCACGAAGCUGUUUUGCUGCUGUUUCUACUCGCAGGAUGGCACAGGGUAUUAGCGCUGCCUCUGGUGCGAGACGUGGCGGUAGACCUGGGACAGAACCUGACGUUGUCGUGCGCGCAAGACGAUGUCCUGCUCAAGUCCGGCAAUACGUCGGGAGUGAUGUGGAUAAGGGAGGGGCGAGAGGCUUCGAGGUUGAAAGUUGAACCCAACGGAGCGCUCCAGUUGAUGAACGUGAGUCUGGACGAUGCGGGAAUAUAUUCCUGCACCAUGGACGAAGAUACGGAUGCGCUGAAAACGAGGAUCAACGUUUUUGUCAGAUCUCCUCCCCCAGCGCUGCAAAAUGUUUGGGUCAAGCCAUCCACUAUUUUGGCAAACGUUUUGUGGGAGGUUGGCGGGACUGGCGGAUAUCCGAUAAUAGAUUUCACCGCCGAAUAUCGUCUGAAAACGCCGUCUAACGAAGAUCCCGAGGACUGGAAGCCCAUUGUUCCCACGCACAUUCCCCCCAACUCCAGACAAAUUGAUGUUUACCACUUGGAACCGAACACGACUUAUUCCUUCAGAGUCUGGGCAACCAAUCAGCUCGGUCGGGGCGAAAUUGUCGAGGUCGAGGGUCACACGCAUCACAGUGUAGAGGAGUUAGAACUUGCCAGACAUCUUUUAGACGGAGCUGAAAACUUUGAUACUCGAGUGUGGGUAGCAGCCGUCGGUAUAGUAAUGGGAACAUUGUUAAUUUUGGGCCUUGGGACCUGCUACCUUUUAUACCGCGAAUGCAAGGCACCCUCGCAGCUGGAGGAGCAGGAAGUGAUUGAGUUGGUGCCCAACAUAAUCCUGAAUCCUGGAUUUUUUGACGAAAGAACGGAGCGCGUACCUCAGGAUGAAAAUUCAAACAACCAAACGACAACCCGACUGAACAAUAAUACUGUCACGCAACCCAGGCGGCUCUAGCAAUUGGCAGAGUAGAAUGUGAUUUUUUUUAUACCUAUAUUUUAAGCUGGCUUAAACAAAAUGAGAAAAAAAAAAAACAAAACAAAAAAAAAACAAAAAUUUAAUAAUGGUAAUAAUAAUGAUAAUGAUAAUAAUAACGAUAUAAUAGCAUACACACGUGCUUCUUUAGAAGCAUAAACUUCAGUAUGACCACAAACGAGCAUGUACUGAAUCAAUUUUUUGUAAACUGCUCGCUACUACUACUACGAGGCAAGUUUGUGAAAUUUACCGUCACGCUAUCUUGCCGCUAAUCAAAGUCACGCAAUUGGAGUGAGUACAAUAAGUACGACACACGUACAAGCGAAUUGUUCAAUGUAUACGCAAAAUGGACUUUGAUAGGCUUGCUAGCGUGGCGAAGCGCUAUUUUUGAGAUAUUUUUUGUCUCACCGGUUGAAUCUAUAUUGACCAUUGCAUUUUUUGUAACUGAUUGAGACGAAGGAGAAGAAUAUGAUGAUGAUGAUGAUAAAAAAAAAAAAAAAAAAAAAAGUAGUUUCGUCGAAUUUAAGAAGAAAUAAUAAGAAACUAAAAAUUAAACCAAAUGGUAAAAGACUGUAACCACAUAGUGAGUCUGCAUUGUUUUAAGUGUGCUAAUCGUGAGAUCGUAUACAUGACAUUCAAAAUGUCUCUGCUUCGAGUCGUCUAGUCUUAAUCGAUUAUCAAAUUUUUCUCUCGUUACGUACAAAUGUCUUCUUCUUUUUUUUUUCUGUUGUUGUUUUUAUCUGUCCGAAAUGUCUCUGUACUCGGUCGCAAUAGGGUGACUAAUUAUCACACGAAAAAUUAAUAGCCUUUGCCAUUGCUUCGCCACCCGGGUUGCUGCUAAAUCAAACCGCAUCAAGAAUUUUAAAAAAAUCAUUAAAAAAGAAAAUAAAGAAGCAAACUGCAAAAUAGAAGAAACACAAGGAUGAUACUGCACUAUUUCACCAGGCAACUUUUGAAGAUAUUAUGUAAACCGAUCGGUUUUGCUUCUUUAACAUAGAAAAUCUAACCGUAGAUAUCAAUGUAACGCUUUCAAUGCACCGAAGCUUACCGCUACACAUUCCUCACGUUAAAUUGUAGCAUCCCUUCGUGCGAACAGUUAUUAAUGCAGAUUAUAAGUUGUAUAAUUCCAACGAUACGACGUUCGGCAAAAGUUGAAAAUGUUAUAAAGUUUUCAUCGCCAGAGAUAAAAAGUUAUAUUGGUAGUUUGUGCGAACAGGGGGAUUUGAGAAUAGAGAAUUUCUUUUUUUAUUUUCAUUUUGCGUGGUAUACGUUUCCUUUGGAUACCUGCAUCUGUGCGACGUGAGAAUGGAGCUCGAAUGGAAUUGAAAAGAUGAAUAAUAAAUGAAUAAGGCAGGCGCGUUUGGCUCGAAUUUCUAAAACAAGAAAAUAAUAAUUCCAACCUUGCAAUAUUACAUGAAAAAAAAUAAAUAAAUAAAUAAAAAUAAGCUUCCGCAAUUCUGAAUACAAUCAUAUCAGAAUAGUUUAGACAAAAGCAUAUCUUU
Molecule: messenger RNA, 2702 nt
Organism: Neodiprion fabricii
Lineage: Eukaryota; Metazoa; Arthropoda; Insecta; Hymenoptera; Diprionidae
Product: contactin-1
Exons: 6
Coding region: 232-1182 (316 amino acids)
Biological process (GO): cell-cell adhesion
Molecular function (GO): protein binding
Source: RefSeq, a predicted model, not a curated record